AUGCAUACUCUGACACCGAAGUGUUUAAAACUAAAACACUAUUUUCGAAUUAAAAAUACCUUUAUACGAAAUAUUCUAUUAAUUAAUAUUUUGCUAUUAUUCACCAUUAUUUCAUAUAAACAUAAUAAACAAUCGUCAUCAAUUAUUUUAACGACAACAUUUUCACCUUCUACUAUCAUUAAAACAAUUAUUUUAGAAAAUGUGAAUUCAUCAAAUGUUAUUUAUAAUAUUAAACAGCAUAUUAAAUCAGAUAUUAUUCAUAAAUAUUUUUAUCAAUCAAAACCGAGAUGUUUUACAUCAAAACAACAAGCACAAAAUGAAAUAAUCUUACGAGCAAUUUUAAUAUAUUUUCCAUACAAUCAAAUACAAACAUAUUUGUCUGAAUUAAAAUGGUUGUAUUUAACAUGGAUUGAAAUUCUAAAAUUACAAUCCAACAAUUUAGGCUGUAAAAAUGGUAGUCGUCAAUCAAAAACUGAACCAUCUGAUUGUUUUGUAAUCAAAUAUUUAUCACUAUAUAAUCCUGAACGAUUAAAUAUUUCUACAAAUCGCAUAAAAUCGCAUGUAGAUCGAAGUCUACUUUUACUAAUAUUAAAAAAUAUGCCAUUUUAUCGUUAUCUAGACUCCAUAGCUAUUCUAUACGAUUCUUACAAUGAUAUUAAACAGUAUGAUUUCGUUCUAAGAACAGAUAUCGACUCAUUUUUGACACCACAGUUCGCAAAUUAUAUUCCAUUUUACUGUACAUUUCAAAUUGGUCAAGGUGGUUAUAGUGAUUCAUAUAAUAUUCGAAAAUUGCACCGUCUUUCAUACAGUAUUGGUCUGAAUUACUCACAUUUAGUAAAUAUUGGCUCAACAUGGUACGGUAAUCCAUCGAAAUGUCUGUUGGUAGCACGGUUGGGUUUAUGGAUUAGUAUCUGGUUGGCAGAACAAGAAUUUACCGAAUACGAAAAAUCUCCCAAAACGGCUGCACACACUUGGCCAGACUGGUACUUUGGGGUUUUAUCAAUGUAUGCUAUUCAUUUAGCCAUAAAUCAUUAUACUUUAAAUGGUUUAAAUUUGGUUCAAAUUCCUGGACUAUUAGAUUUUUCCUCUGUUGAAAAUGUGUCAUUGGUACAACACAUUUGA
Didymodactylos carnosus is the source of this 1122-nucleotide messenger RNA. Lineage: Eukaryota; Metazoa; Rotifera; Eurotatoria; Philodinida; Philodinidae. The record is from the annotation of a GenBank genome assembly.